This is a messenger RNA of Ornithodoros turicata, 788 nucleotides long. RefSeq lists its product as uncharacterized. The record is from RefSeq and is a predicted model, not a curated record. NCBI's taxonomy places the organism in Eukaryota, Metazoa, Arthropoda, Arachnida, Ixodida, Argasidae. The coding region runs from base 83 to 721 and encodes 212 amino acids. The transcript has 4 exons.
CAUUUCACGUGUAUUCGUGCGCAUGAAAUAGUGGCUUCGUUCCUUUUGUUGCCUGAUCUGAGGGACAUUUCUCGAAUGCAUCAUGGUGCUUCAGCAAGACCAGCUCAAUCUGUUGGUCAUGUGCGUGGUCGUGGUUGCAGUUGGUGCCUGCCAACUAUCGCGGCCGUUGUCCCGCGUGCCCAAAGUGUUGUUGAGCUCAGGACUCGGCUUAUUGCUUGGCCUCGCCCUAAGCACGGAUCGAAGCGUUCGUCUGCUGCGUGUCGCGGACAGCACAAUGCCCAUGUACGUGAGCAUGUACAUGCCAGCUGUGGCGUAUACGGUGACCAUCCAAAUGUCCUACCACGUCUUCUGUUGCUGUGUCGCCACCUGUUGUAUCCUGGGGGCCGCGGGUUUAGCUAUUUCCACCCUCCUCUCCGGCACCUUGAUGUAUUUCACUCGAACCUCUCUCGCCGAUAUGAAAGACGCACUCUUCGCGGGCUCCUUGCUAUCCUUCCAGGAGCCCACAGUCAUCACCGAUAUCAUAUCCCCUUCGCCAUGUACGUUAGCACCUUCAAGCUGGUUUACAAUUUCCAAACAAGAUCUAUUUUGUCAGAACGGCUUCGAGUGUACGUGCAACGAGUUCAGGGGACUCUUAGAAGCGCAGCCGUGCUGUACAGAGUUGGAAGCCGUUUGCACAAGGACAACCACAACUGAGCCCGAAUAUAAUCGUCACCUAGUUUAGGCUGUUUCGCUGGGUAUAAUAUUGUAUCAAGAAUCCUGAGCUCUGCAAUAAAAGUUGUGGUUCCAGU